Micropterus dolomieu (smallmouth bass) is the source of this 3017-nucleotide messenger RNA. It is a transcript of the gene hoxa3a, whose product is annotated as homeobox A3a. Bases 849 to 2105 code for a protein of 418 amino acids. The record is from RefSeq and is a predicted model, not a curated record. The transcript has 3 exons. Gene Ontology annotation, cellular component: nucleus. Gene Ontology annotation, biological process: regulation of transcription by RNA polymerase II. NCBI's taxonomy places the organism in Eukaryota, Metazoa, Chordata, Actinopteri, Centrarchiformes, Centrarchidae. Gene Ontology annotation, molecular function: RNA polymerase II cis-regulatory region sequence-specific DNA binding; DNA-binding transcription factor activity, RNA polymerase II-specific.
CCUAUGGAAAUGGAAAUGCAGCAUGGUCAGCGGCUGAUUAUUCCUUUGUAUUCUUCCCCUCUCUCCAACAUCUCAUCCACUGGGCUCAUAAUUCCACUGCAGGACGUGGAGUAAAUAAUAACAAAACGAUUUAAAAUACUGUAAGGAUGGACUUCCAUGCCAUUUGUAACGAUGUAUUAUUUUUCCUAGACACACUACCUCAUUUGGUUGGGGGAGGAGGAGAGGCAACCACUUGAUUUGAACUGGCUUUCCAAGGCGCUACUUAUUUGCAUAAUUUUUUUGUCUAUGGUGACGCUCUGGUUCGGGGCAGUUCACUGGUGUCUGCAUGGUACUGGUGAAGGAUCACAUAGUCCAGCAUAGCCUUGGCUGAGUUUAAUAUUGCCAUGAAGCCCUGGCCAUUGCUCUAUAGCAUGACGAUAAAUUCAGUGGUGAGGCCAGAUAACUCUUAUCUCGCUGACCCGACUGCUCACGCCUGCUUUCGUAAUCUCAGUUUACCCAUCCACGUCGAGUAGGAAAAAAAGAAAAGCAAGAAAGGAAAGGGGUUUCUCUCGGCUCUUCCCUUUUUUGUUGUGGCUGCUAAUGCCUGCUGUAUGGCAGGGCGCGUUCUGCUGCUGCUGCUUCACCCAGCCAGCCCUGCCUUUAAACUUUUCUGUGGAUUACUGCUUUGAUCGAUUUCGUCGCUGAAUGAGAAAAUAUCUCUUGGUGCUCUGCAUUCGUCGUCAGAGGAUAAGGUUCACCCGAGGAGGCCAUUGGCGGAGAGGCGUCACGUGACCACGGGGUGCCAAUGUUAUUCUACAAGGGUGUCAAGACCCUGUCAGUUUCUGAAAUAAAUAUUGGGAAACGGCGAGAUGCAAAAGGCAACCUACUACGACAGCUCCGCAAUUUACAGUGGCUACCCAUAUCAAAGCGCAAAUGGCUUCAGUUAUGAUGCCAAUCAGGUCCAAUAUCCCCGGGCCUCUCAUGUGGAAAGUGAGUACCAUCGACCUGCCUGCUCCCUGCAGACUCCUGACGGCUCCGUGGCUCUGCAGAAGCCGGGGGAGAUGGCGGAGAGCUGCGACAGGACCACAGCCAUUCAGGCGGCGCAGUCUAAGGUUCAUCCCGAAAGCAAUCAACCGCAGGUGCCGGUGUCAGGCCCACCCCCUCCCUCACAAUCCCCCGGUGCUAUCAGCCAAAACACAAGCAACGGGUCCAACCAGCCCAGUGCCAAGAACGGCUCCCCGACCUCCACUGGUCGCAGCAAACAUAUCUUCCCCUGGAUGAAGGAAUCCCGUCAGAACACCAAGCAGAAACCCACCAGUAGCUCCAGUUCAGUGGAGAGUUGCCCCGGAGACAAGAGUCCUCCGGGGUCAGCAGCAUCGAAGAGGGCCCGGACAGCCUACACCAGCGCCCAGCUUGUGGAGCUGGAGAAGGAGUUUCACUUUAACCGGUACCUCUGCAGACCUCGGAGGGUUGAGAUGGCCAACCUGCUUAACCUCACCGAGAGACAGAUCAAAAUCUGGUUCCAGAAUCGCAGGAUGAAAUACAAGAAGGAUCAGAAAGGUGUCGGAAUGAUGCCUUCCCCUGGUGGACAGUCCCCCCGGAGUCCUGUGGGCCCACCCUCUGGUGGUGGCGGCGGCGGAGGAGGAUACCUCAACUCUAUGCAUUCUCUUGUAAACAGUGUACCUUAUGACUCCCAGUCGCCGACGUCUUACAAUAAACCUCAUCAAAAUGCAUACGGUAUGGCCACGUCAUACCCCCCCCCUUUAAACAGCUCCCUCAACAACUGCCCGCCCUCCCAGAAGAGGUAUCCCGGGACCGACUCGGCCACGCCCGAUUAUGACGCGCAUCCUCUCCAAGGCAAUGGCAACUAUGGGACGCAUAUGCAAGGCAGCCCCGUUUAUGUCGGCGGAGGUUACAUCGACUCAAUGCCCAAUACUGGGACCUCCGUUUUCGGUCUGACCCACCUCCCGCACCCGCCGCCCGCAAACAUGGACUACAAUGGAGCAAUCACAAUGGGCAACAGUCAGCAUCACGGAGUGUGUGAUCCGACACCGACGUAUACAGACCUAACGUCGCACUACUCUCAGGGAAGAAUCCAGGAAGCGCCCAAACUGACGCAUCUGUAGCGGUGGCGCUGCCUGGAUCACUCCGCCCAUUGUCUUCUCCACCUCCAGACACAUUACUGCUUUGUUUCUGCGCCUUCUCACGGCUCCCACCUUCUCUCUGCUUUUUGUUUAUGUUUUCUAUAGUUUGAUGUGUGAAGUAGCGUAGGAUAAAUAAUCAUGACUUGCUUGAAUUUUUCUCUAUUUGCUCGUGUAAUUGUCUCACGAUGACCUUUAUCUGGCCUGUAGACGUCUAGAGCGGGAGGGAGGGGGGCACAGUAUAUGCAUAGGCCUAUUUAAUCUUUUUUUUUUUUUAAUCUUGUUUUAAAAUCGCAACUCAAACAGGGUAUUAUGAACAUGUUAUUCAUUUUAAUGUGAAUUUGUCCGUCUUUUAUUUAUCCGCAGUUGAAGAAUUGUGUUUUGCAUUUUGUUGCACUUGUGAAGGGUUCCUUCAAGAGCCACGAGUUGGGGUAAUGAGGGAUAUACAUUUUCAAAAACAAGGGUCAUGAGCUUACACGCAACCUCCCUUGCUUGUGUUGUUCUAUUGGAUUUUCUAAUGUUAUUUAUUUUGUUCGGUGUAAAGAUAAAAUAGUCCUUUAGUAUUAUUUGACACCUCUGCGAUCCUUGUGUGGGGAGAAGGUUAGGGGAAAAUUAGCGUCUCUGCCCCUUUCAGCUCAUACACGUAGUCUGCAGAAGGUCCUGCAGCAGCAGCACACCAUGCUGCUAUUAUAGGCUAUGUUUCCAUUUUUUCUACUUCGAGGAGGUGUUUCCUUUUCUCAGCGAAUGUAAAAUCAAUCAGUCAUGCAAUAAGGGUGGACAGAAGGACACACGUUAAACGUUUCUUUAUUGAAGAAAAAAAACAAAACCAUUUUCUUUCGAUGUCAUACAUUCCAUGCUGCUCCGGUUCAAGAAAUAAAUAAAACAAUUGAAAUAUAA